CAUCGCCAAGGUGAUGGUUUUAUUUAAACAUGGCGGCUCUUGGUGCCGGAAACUGGGAAAAAAUACUAAAUUUCGCUUGCUGAUUUCGGUACACUUGAAUAUGCAAUUUAUUAUGAAGGUUCUCUGAUAUACCAUAAAAUAGUUACCCAUAGCCUAAAAGGAGACUGGAAAACUCCAUAAGGCUAUAAAGGAAUGAUGUUCUACACAUAGUUAAGAAAAUCUAUAUAUCAAAGAAACCCUUGAAGGUGUCCCUCAGUAAAGCUGUAACCCACAACAAAGCAACAUGAAAAGCCAUAAAAAGAAGAGCAAACACCAGUACCCAAAACAAAACGUCAUAAAGGUGAUGGACAAAACUCCAGAUAAAAACACACAACAGUUAUGUCCACAAAAUCUUUCAGAGCAGCAAGACUUAUUUCUUAAAUUUGGUAUUGUGCCGAAAUUUGAAAUGAAACUAUCGUCAGAAAGUCUUGAAAAGUUAAUCAAGAAAAAACGUGGUGAGAUACAGUUUGACUGUCUUGAGGACGCUAUCCAUAUCCUUGAACAUGUGAAGGAAAACUAUGCAAACUCAGAUGAACUUAUUGAUGAGAUGUAUGGCAAUGUAAUCAAUGUAGCAGAAGCAACAAGGAUUCUUGAGGCAUAUUUAAAGGAGAAUGACCUAGAUGGAGUCAUGACAAUAUGUUUUGCUCAAGACCUACCUUGCAGUGCAAGAAUGGCCUGGCAUGGACCAAACCAACGUUACAACAAACCAGAAGCAAGAAAAUACAAUUUCUGGAUCAAGUCAAAAGAGAAUAUUUAUCUCCGGGAUCGUGGAAUAAAAUGUCUUGCCAACCAUGAGAUUGGGACACAUUAUACAAGGACUCUAAAUGAUGGCUUACAACCUUGGUUCUGUGAUCGUAAAAAGUUUGGAAUCAAAGGUCAUAAAUCACGAAGUUUAGUAGUGACCGAAGAAGGCCUUGCAAUACUACACACUGUACUUCAAGCAAAAACCAAGUAUUUAUUUGGGCCUGCAGUUCUCUAUUACACAGCAUGCAUGGCUACAAAGAUGAGUUUCAAGGAAUUAUUUGAGCACUUGGAGCAGUAUGUUUCCUCACCAACACAAAGAUGGCGCCAUGUUAUGCGGGUAAAGCGUUGUCUUGAUGACCCAAAUGACCUUGGGGGAUAUGGGGGAGAUCAGUGUUAUUUUCAAGGUGCAGUAGAAAUAUUAAGGAAUCUUGAGGACAUCGACUUUAACUUAUUGAUGUGUGGAAAGAUCUCAUUGGAUGAACUGCCAAGAGUUAAACGACUUGCUAGGAUGGAUUGUAUACGAAUACCCAAGUUCAUGCGAGAUAUAGAGAAAUACAAGCGAACUCUACGACAUAUAGGUGUCCUCAAUGGUAUACUUGAAAGACCAAAGAAGAGUCCAACUCCAAUGAAACCUUUAAGCAGCUCAAAGUCUAAAUCACGAUCAAAACAUUCAUCAAAGCGAAUGAAAAGUGGAAAGAAAAGUAAACCUAAGUUGAACUUAGAACUUUCUGAUGAUGGAAAAUUUACAGAAAUGCAAUUUGUUUAUCCGAAUCGCUUUUUGGAUUCUCCAAUGUCAUUGCAAUCUAGUUUAGAUGAUUAUAGCGAUGUUAAUGAGUAUGUGCUGCCAUCUAGUGGUCAAACUACUCCAUCUUUACCUCAGGUUAAAUGUGAUUCUCAUGACUUUGUAUAUCCUAGAAGCCCUACACUUCAGCAUUCAAUUGGUUCAAGAUUUCAAUCACGGCCCCUACUUUCUCGACCACAAUCAACUCCAAAUAAAUUAUUGCCAUCAAAUAUUCACGAUGAACCUUCCCAGGAUUCAAGUGCAUCUAAUAUCAAUUCAUUUGGACUCUUGAAAAGGCUAUAAGCUUGCAAUUUCUUUAUUAAAAUAGGUACUUUUUCAUUAUUAGGGGAAUACAGUGAAAUCAGUACAAAUGACCACUUCUCUGGUGUAACAUGUCUAUGGCCCUAAAGAUAAUUUAUUGUCUGUUUGAAGAGUGCCUAAAAUUCUCCCAGUCAGACAUUUUCCUUAUCAAUUUUCCAAAGUUAAGUGUGUUCAUUUUAUUUUGAUAUGUCUGCCUUUCUAGCAAACAAGUCUGUUAGAGCGGCUUUUUAAAUAAUAUUUCAAAUUAAACAAAACUUCAACAUAUAUAGACCUGAAGUGAUCACUUUUCAUUUCUCAAUUUGGAUUUCAAAGUGAUGGAAGUGUUGUUUAUAUUUUUCACCAUCUCCAACACUAAAUAAGCUCACUCUAAAAUGGAGACUAAGUUGUUUUUACUGUAUGCCAUUUUCAUGUGAGAGGUACCAUUCUUAAAAUAUGAAACUAGUGCAAUUUCCAUAGUUUUAGUUUAAAUCUGAUCAUGUUUAAUGAACAGCAAAUGACAGGCAAUAAAAAACAUUCUACCAUUUCGAUAAGGUUUAAGAUCAUGCCAAAAUAUUGUUGUAAUGGACACAUGGUCACAAGU
Molecule: messenger RNA, 2465 nt
Organism: Owenia fusiformis
Lineage: Eukaryota; Metazoa; Annelida; Polychaeta; Sabellida; Oweniidae
Source: the annotation of a GenBank genome assembly